Molecule: messenger RNA, 3096 nt
Organism: Dicentrarchus labrax (European seabass)
Lineage: Eukaryota; Metazoa; Chordata; Actinopteri; Moronidae
Product: E3 ubiquitin-protein ligase TRIM62
Exons: 7
Coding region: 111-1424 (437 amino acids)
Molecular function (GO): protein binding
Source: RefSeq, a predicted model, not a curated record
AGGCUGAAGCUUGUAACGUGGGAACACACCCUCUCUGCACUUCUACCCUGCACAUUCUUUACUUACACAAACGGCAGAGACACAGCGCAGACACACCUCGGUCCUCAGAAAUGGCAGAAAAAGCAGCACUGUCUGUUGAUAAUGGACAGCCAACAGCAGCUCAGUCAGCACAGAGUGGUCUUGCGGCACCCUCUGCAGGCGCACACAGUGCACUGCAGGACAGACUGAGCUUCACUCCGCUGGACUCCACCAGCGACAGGGUUGUUCAGCCCUUCCCUCGCUCUCCAAAACUACAGAGGAAGAGAGCCAACGCUGCACCGCCGUCCCAGGAGCAGCUGUCCAGACGUAUGGAGGAGCUGCAGGCGGAGAGAUCCAUGACUGAGGCUCACAUCCAGUCUCUGAAGAAACGCAAGGCAGACCUCGCUGGGAGCACAGAGGUGAUGAAGCAGCAGGUUCGAGAGCGCUUCGAGAACAUGCGGCAUGUCCUGAAGCAGGACGAGCAGGCCGUCCUGGACUCUCUGGAGCUGGACCUGAGACAGACCAGGACCAGGCUGGACCAGCUUUUGAAGAACUGGAAACACCACCAAGACCAGGUCACUAAGAACAUCAGCAGCACCCAGGGAGCGCUGAGCAAGAGCCCCGAGACCGAGGCAGACGGGAAGCUCAAGGGCCAGUCUGACAACGUGAGCCAUAAGAAGCCGGACGUCUCUGAGCAGGAAAUCCGACUGAAUGAACAGAGAUUUGAAAAGCUCCUGACAACAUUAUCCUCCAUCUCCAAACAGCUGAGAGCUCAGCUGCAGAGGAAGACCCUACUGUUAGAUUCAUCCCCCAUGGUGAUUGACAGGCAGACUUGCCAUAGCCAGAUCACAGUGACCUCAGCGGGGCGGGGCAUGUCCUUCUCAGGCUCUGCCGGUCCAGCCCCCGAGCAUCCUCUUCAGUUUGAUAAGGUGUGCUGCGCUCUGGGCUGCUCUCCUGUCACAGCUGGCCAGAGUUACUGGGAGGUAGACGUCCACUGCUGCUCUACCUGGGCCGUGGGCGUGGCAUACGCCAGCCUGGAGAGGAAGGGCCGGGACAAGUGUGCUAAACUGGGCCGAAACAGGAACUCGUGGUGCGUGGAACUUCGUAACGGCCACCUUUCCGCUUGGCACAACGACCGGCACGUAGCGUGCCAGGGCGUGGGGAAGAUGCCGCUGGGGAAGGUCGGAGUGUGGGUGAAUUAUGACAAGGGCCAGCUGAUGUUUUACAACGCAGACACCAUGGUGGUCCUGCAGAGGUUCUCUGCAGCCAUGACGCCGGUGUUUGACAGGGCUCAUCAUCAGUUCACUGAGCCCCUGUACCCCGCCAUACGCUUCCUGAAACCACCAGAGAACCAGAUGUGGCCAAAUCACCUGGAGCUCUGUCAUCUCAUCUCCAACACUCUGUGAUACUGCUUUCAUACUCCACACAGUGAUGUGGACUGAAUGUGUGUGGUCUCUCUUCCAUCCAUGUACAUAUACACACCAUUAAAUCAGAGCAGCUGUACAGUAGAAUACAUCACGGUGCAGAUUGACAAAUGACACAAACCAACCUGAAGUCAAUGUCCAGCAGCAGACUCUUCAUUGGCUCAUGUUUCUGCUCCAGGUUUCGCACCUUGAUCAGCUCCUGGAGUCUGGCACAAACAAUGAGUACUGUUAAUUUAAUAAAACUGAUCCCAGUCAUUCAACCAUUUUGUUACCAAGACCAAUGAAAAAACUGUUUUUUUUGUUGCCUUUUAGUUCUGCUCGUUUUGGUGGUGAGUAAUGAUGGGCAGGUGGUCAAAUUGGGUUGCUACAUUUUCAAUCUUCUAAAGGGUUAGGGAAGUUGUAGUGGGGUUGUAUUAGGUAUUUAUCUGUAGUCAGUCUGUUACCUACAGCAACGUAGGGCCUACUGCUGUGGACGGGAGCAACAGAAUAUAUUUUAGCAACUUAAAAAAAGGCCCCAAAAAAUAAAAUAAAAUCAAUAUUGGUUUAAUACACUAAUGAGUUCCUGCUCUACCGCUGCCUUGAUAGGUUAGUUAAUGCGUUGGUUUGGACCAGAGCUAACCUUUUAUAACACCAAAGUCACACUUACAACCCCACUUCACAAAAGUCAAACUAAGGCUUUAAUCAAGUCGGCCAAAAUCAUAAUACUCUAUUUUCUUUUCCUUUCAUGUUCUGAGACCAUGGUUGUUGUAAACAAUCAUAAUCAUAAUUGAACAGGCCAUUUUUCCUUGACAGCUAUCCCCAUUAUCAGCAGACUGCAUAAAUGCAUUAGUUGGCUUUUAAAUUGUUGCCAAUGUAUCAGACUGUACUGUAUUUGCUACCAGGAUAUGCAGUUUCAUAUAGAGUGUUGAUAAAACUUGACGAUAACCAACUUUAUGGCUACAUGGUUCUGGUGGUAAGAGAGAAGAUGGAGGUGAUUUGGGUGAACUGACCCGCUAUAAUUUAAACAAAUGUUCUAGUAUUUGCAACAUCAAAUUCAAAUAUGUCUCUCACCUGGGGGUGCCCACACACAGGACCUUCCUGUAUCCCAGAGCAGCCAGGGUGUCCAGCAGAAAGUGGGAGCUGCGGUCGGUGAACAGGUACUGGGCGUUGCUCUUCUUGUUGUCCAGAGGACGCAGCAGCAUGCUGGGCCUCCUCAGCUGAGCCACGGUGACUGCCGUGGAUCUGUGAGAGGAGUGGGCCUCGCGCUCGCCUGGCAGGAGCAGAAUCUGACAAUCCUGACAGAACUUCUUCUCAUCCAGCGGGAGGGAGGAGAACUUUCUGAACCUGAUGGAUGAAUUAUAGACCUUUCAGAAAGUGCUGAUUAACAUGCUCACUUUUCAAAUGGGGGUUCUGAAUUUGGUCAUUUGACAUGGCAAACAUUUAAAGGGGAAUUUGGGUAUUUUUCAACCUGGACCAUAUUUUCCUCCAUAGGUUUUUGUGUCUACGUAACUCCUUUCCCUGUAUUUUCGCAUCUAAAUCAGUGAAUUAAGGGAUUAUUUCACCCAAACGAAAGUUGGUCAUUGUUGGAACAGUGGAAAGAGAAACCAUGGGUCUGUUGAAUUUUAUUUUGUUUCUGUUGAGUUUGAAUAAAGUCUUUUGUUGUUACGAGGUAAAA